Sorex fumeus (smoky shrew) is the source of this 1696-nucleotide messenger RNA. RefSeq names its product protein phosphatase, Mg2+/Mn2+ dependent 1J (gene PPM1J). The transcript has 10 exons. The coding region runs from base 26 to 1522 and encodes 498 amino acids. Gene Ontology annotation, biological process: protein dephosphorylation. NCBI's taxonomy places the organism in Eukaryota, Metazoa, Chordata, Mammalia, Eulipotyphla, Soricidae. The record is from RefSeq and is a predicted model, not a curated record. Gene Ontology annotation, molecular function: protein serine/threonine phosphatase activity.
GCGGCGGGGCGGGGCUGGCGGCAGCAUGCUAAGCCGGGUGCGCUGCGCCGUGGCGCACCUGGUGAGCCCCGGGGGCGCCCCACCUCCUCGCCCGGAGUCCCCCGAACUGCCCCACACCACCUCGUCGAAAUCCGCCGUCCCUCCAGAAGCGCCCAGGAGCCCUCCGGCACGGGCAGGGAGCGCCGCAGCCGCGACGACGGCCGAGGCUCGAGCGGGCUUCUCCCGACCGACCUUCCUGCAGCUGAGCCCGGGGGGGCUGCGACGCGCCGACGACCACGUUGACCGCGCUGUGCAAACCCCCCCGCACACCGGCCGCUGCCUGCCCUGGAGGACGGGCUACGCCGAGGUCAUCAAUGCCGGCAAGAGCCGGCACAAUGAAGACCAGGCUUGCUGUAAAGCGCUGCGUCUGGAAAGUCGCAGGGGUGUUUCUGGGGCAUCCAGGGAGUCUAGCGGAAGUCUGCCCCUCUGCUUCUACUACUGGGGCCUGUUUGACGGGCACGCUGGGGGUGGAGCGGCUGAAAUGGCCUCCCGGCUCCUGCACUGCCACAUCCAGGACCAGCUCAGGGACCUAGUCGAGAUCCUGCAGACCCCGUCACCACCUCCCCUCUGCCUCUCCACGCCCGGGGCUCCAGGGUCCUCUGAUCCCUGUGCCCCGGCUGGUCUCCAGUGGCAGAAGGAAGUGACUCACGAGAGUCUGGUGGUGGGCGCCAUUGAGAAAGCCUUCCAGCUCAUGGAUGAACAGAUGACUCAGGAGCAGCACGGCCACCACGUUGAGGGGGGCUGCUGUGCCCUAGUUGUGGUCUACCUAGUGGGCAAGGUGUAUGUGGCAAAUGCCGGUGACAGCAGAGCCAUCAUUGUUCGGAAUGGUGAGAUCAUUCCCAUGUCCCGGGAGUUCACGCCAGAGACCGAGCGCCAGCGUGUUCAGCUGCUGGGCUUUCUGAAACCAGAGCUGCUGGGCACUGAGUUCACCCACCUGGAGUUUGCCCGCAGGGUACAGCCCAAGGACCUAGGCCAGAAGAUGUUGUACCGGGACCAGAACAUGAAGGGCUGGGCCUACAAAAGGAUCCAGCGGGAGGAUCUCAGGUUCCCUCUGGUCUGUGGGGAGGGCAAAAAGGCUCGAGUGAUGGGUACCAUUGGGGUGACCCGGGGCUUGGGCGACCACAAUCUCAGGGUCUGCAGCUCCACCCUGCCCAUUAAGCCCUUCCUCUCCUGCUUCCCAGAGGUGCAAGUGUACGACUUGGCACAGUACGAGCACUGCCCGGAUGACGUGCUAGUUUUGGGGACAGACGGGCUAUGGGAUGUUACUAGUGACUACGAGGUGGCUGCCACUGUGGACAGGGUGCUGUCAACCUAUGAGCCCAAUGACCCCAGCAGGUACACGGCUCUGGCCCAAGCUCUGGUUCUAGGGGCCCGGGGCAACCCCCAGGACCGUGACUGGCGUCUCCCCAACAACAAGCUGGGUUCCGGGGAUGACAUCUCGGUCUUCGUCAUCCCCUUGGGCGGGCCAUGCAUUUACUCGUGAGGGGCUCAGCCCCAGCCUCCUGCCACCAUGCCAGCGUUUCCGUGCCUACUCUUUCCCUGGCCCAGAUAUUGAAGUUGUUUCCCCGGCUUUCUUUGGUGGCAACGUAACUGAAGAAGGGGUGUCCGUGACACCCCAACAUUACUGAACCUGAGCUAUUGGCAAAUAAACCAGAUA